Molecule: messenger RNA, 4648 nt
Organism: Xyrauchen texanus (razorback sucker)
Lineage: Eukaryota; Metazoa; Chordata; Actinopteri; Cypriniformes; Catostomidae
Product: protein transport protein Sec23A-like
Exons: 20
Coding region: 94-2391 (765 amino acids)
Biological process (GO): COPII-coated vesicle cargo loading; intracellular protein transport; endoplasmic reticulum to Golgi vesicle-mediated transport
Cellular component (GO): endoplasmic reticulum exit site; COPII vesicle coat
Molecular function (GO): zinc ion binding; GTPase activator activity
Source: RefSeq, a predicted model, not a curated record
CUCGGGAGUGCGCGCGAGAUUGUGUGCGCGCUGUCACUGACAGAGAGUCUCUGAGAAGACACCAAAUCAAGACUUCAGUUCCCUGAGGGUGCUAUGGCGACCUUCCAGGAGUUCAUCCAGCAGAACGAGGACAGGGAUGGCGUCCGUUUCAGCUGGAAUGUUUGGCCAUCCAGUCGUCUGGAAGCCACACGCAUGGUGGUUCCAGUGGCCUCGCUGUUCACCCCCCUAAAAGAGCGACCGGAUCUUCCCCCGAUUCAGUAUGAGCCUGUGCUGUGUAGUCGAGCCACGUGCCGAGCUGUUCUCAAUCCUUUGUGCCAAGUGGAUUACAGAGCAAAACUUUGGGCAUGCAACUUCUGUUAUCAGAGAAAUCAGUUUCCACCAACUUAUGCUGGGAUAUCUGAGGUGAACCAGCCUGCUGAGCUGCUUCCACAAUUUUCCACAAUUGAAUAUGUUGUCCAGCGUGGUCCACAGAUGCCCUUGAACUUCCUGUAUGUGGUGGACACAUGUGUGGAAGAUGAGGAUCUACAGGCCCUGAAGGAGUCUCUUCAGAUGUCCCUGAGCCUGCUGCCUCCCACUGCCCUGGUCGGCCUCAUUACUUUUGGACGCAUGGUCCAGGUUCAUGAGCUGGGCUGUGAAGGCAUCUCUAAAAGCUAUGUCUUUAGGGGCACCAAAGAUCUCAGUGCUAAGCAGCUACAGGAGAUGCUUGGGUUGACCAAACCAGCUGCAGCACAGGCAGGCCGAGGGCCACAGCAGCCUCAAGCUCCUACUUCAAACCGGUUUCUUGAGCCAGUACAGAAGAUAGAUAUGAACCUGACAGAUUUGCUGGGAGAGCUGCAGAGAGACCCGUGGCCUGUCACUCAAGGCAAACGACCUCUGAGGUCACUCGGAGUUGCUCUUUCUAUUGCUGUUGGUUUAUUGGAGUGCUCUUUCCCUAACACCGGUGCUCGCAUCAUGGCUUUCAUUGGGGGUCCAGCCACUCAGGGUCCAGGCAUGGUGGUAGGAGAUGAACUGAAAACACCUAUUAGAUCCUGGCAUGACAUUGAGAAAGACAAUGCCAAGUUCAUGAAGAAAGCCACUAAACACUAUGAAGCUUUGGCCAACCGAGCUGCAACCAAUGGACACAUCAUUGAUAUUUAUGCAUGCGCCCUGGACCAGACAGGAUUACUGGAAAUGAAGUGCUGCACCAACUACACAGGGGGUUAUAUGGUGAUGGCAGACUCCUUCAACACAUCCCUGUUCAAGCAAACUUUCCAAAGAGUUUUCACCAAGGAUGUGCAAGGUGCCUUUAAGAUGGCAUUGGCAGGGACUCUGGAGAUUAAGACUUCAAGAGAGAUUAAAAUAUCUGGAGCAAUUGGCCCGUGUGUCUCACUGAACGCCAAAGGCCCUUGUGUGUCAGAAAAUGAAAUAGGAACUGGUGGCACAAGUCAGUGGAAGAUUUGUGGACUGGACCCAAAUACUACUCUUGCAUUCUACUUUGAGGUCGUAAAUCAGCACAACGCUCCCAUCCCACAGGGUGGCCGUGGAGCCAUACAGUAUGUAACACAAUAUCAACAUUCUAGUGGGCAAAGACGUGUCCGAGUGACUACGAUCGCAAGGAACUGGGCCGAUGCUCAAAUUCAGAUACAGAGCAUCGCUGCAUCUUUUGACCAGGAGGCUUCUGCUAUCCUCAUGGCCCGUCUGGCCGUCUAUAGGGCUGAAACAGAGGAGGGGCCAGAUGUUUUGCGGUGGCUGGACCGUCAACUCAUCCGCUUGUGCCAGAAAUUUGGAGAUUACCAUAAAGACGAUCCCAACUCAUUCCGUUUCUCCGAGACAUUCUCGUUGUAUCCUCAGUUUAUGUUCCAUCUGAGAAGAUCUUCAUUCCUGCAAGUGUUCAACAACAGUCCUGAUGAAAGCACUUACUACAGACACCAGUUCAUGAGGCAGGACCUGACACAGUCUCUCAUAAUGAUACAGCCCAUCCUGUAUGCAUACUCAUUCAGUGGCCCACCAGAGCCUGUGUUGUUGGACAGCAGCAGUAUCUUGCCCGACCGCAUCCUCCUCAUGGACACUUUCUUCCAGAUUCUGAUCUACCAUGGAGAGACAGUGUCUCAGUGGCGUAAAGCGGGAUACCAGGAAAUGCCCGAGUAUGAGAACUUCCGCCAUCUGCUGCAGGCUCCAGUAGACGAUGCCCAAGAGAUUCUACACUCCCGAUUCCCCAUGCCACGCUAUAUAGACACGGAGCAUGGAGGCAGCCAGGCCCGUUUCCUGCUUUCCAAAGUGAAUCCUUCUCAGACACACAACAACAUGUAUGCAUGGGGUCAGGAGUCUGGUGCGCCCAUUCUGACAGAUGAUGUGAGUCUUCAGGUCUUCAUGGAUCAUUUGAAAAAGCUGGCUGUGUCCAGCGCUGCCUAAGAGCCCUGAGUCUCCGCUCAUCAAUCACAUUGUUCCUUUUCUAAUCCCAGAAGCACAAAGGCAGCGGGGCACAUUAGCCCGGUCCUCAGUUUUCCCCAUUUAUAUUAUGCAUAUAUAGAUGUCAGAUCCUUAAAAAGAGAGUCAAGUUGAUCAUGAAAUGUAAUUCUUUCAAAAAUGUAUUAUGAAAAUAAAAAAGACCAACGCCACACCCUGAUUAACACUACAUGUUGAAUAUGCAUCAGGACCGUUUUAAUACAAAUUUAUUUAGCUAUGUAACUGCUAUGUAACAUAUUUAAAGAAAUAGGUUACCCCCUCACAAAAGUCCCAUCAUGUUGUUUUAUACUUGUAUGCUGUUAUUUUUCCAUUAAUUGUUUUUUUUAUUUUAAGAAUUAUUACACACUUGCCAUACAACAACAGUUCAGACUGACCUGAGCUUGUCAAUCCCCCCACCCCCAAUUAAAAAAAAGCACCAUUAAAAUACCAUAAAAGUAGUCUAGACUACUCGUAUGCUAUAUUCCAAGUCUUUUGAAGCCAUACUUUGGGUUUGGGAGAGGAAAAUAUUUAAAUUUCAGUAAUCUUUAAGUAAUAAAGUAUUGCACCCUUCCCUUGCCUGUGUUCACGUCCAGAAUUAAAUGCCGUUUUGACGUCAGUGAUGUUGACGCAUCAUUUUUAAAGUGGAUUAUGGUGCAGAAUGUUGCCUAAAGUGAAAAUCAUCAGUGAAUAACAACUUAAAUUUCAAUCUGUUCCUCACACAAAACUAUUGGAUGGCUUCAGAAGACGAAUAUAGCGCACAAGUAUUACAGACACAUUUUAAAAUUUUUGUCCUCAUUGAAUGUCAUAGUCAUUUAAGAAUCUUUAUGCAGCUAUCUGGUUUUACCGCCAAAAUAACAGCAUUUGGGUUUUGAACAACAUAAGUAAAUAAUGACAGAAUUAAAUUUGGGGGUAAACUAUCCCUUUAAAUCUGAUGUUUACCUUUAUAAAUCUCUGUGCUGAAACCUCAUGUUGAACAGAGGGAGAAAAUUAGGUUUUGUUUUAGCACACCUGCAGCAGACACUUUUGUUUGCCUAGUCGAGGAAGGUGAAAGCAGUGCCAUUGUAGCCUAUUUAGCAUAAGAGCAUCAAUGCUGCCUCUAGCCAACAGCGCAGAACAAUUGCUUAUUUUUAGACCCCAUUCGUGUCGCCGUUGAUGGUUACUGUUUCAGUGCAGUGUUGAGAGCCUCAUUUCAAUCACAGACUUGUGGAAUUUUAAAGUUGCCUUUUUCGCUCUGAUAUUUAUGAGCCAUUUCUAGCAGUAUUGUAUGUUUUGUUUCUAAUAAAACACGGCUUGAUCACCCCAGUUGGUCUUCAGAGUUCAGCUACUAAAGAGUGGAAACAGAAUGAUAUAUAUAUAUAAAAACAUUUCUUUCUUUGUCACUCUUCCUUUCAAAUCAGAAUACUACUCUCAAAGGACACGGCUUGUCUCUAUGUGUCUCUUUUUCCUUUAAAAGGAAGAGUUAUGCCACAUCAUGUCAUUCCAAACCUGUAUAACUUUCUUUCUUCCAUGGAACACAAAAGGAGAUGUUUUGAAGAAUGUCUCCACUGCUUUUGUCCUUACAUCAUUAGUAUACAGCGACCAGGAGCUCCAAAAGUUACCAAAACGCACCAUAAAAGUAGUCCCGUGCUAUAUUCCCAGUCAUUUGAAGCCGUAUGAUAGAUUUGUGUGAAGAACAGAAAAGUACUCAAAUGAUUCACUGAAAAUAACGACCCUCAUCAUUGAGUCAACUAUUACUAACACCAUAUGGUUCUCGACCUUUUGUGUUCCACGAAAGAAAGUUAUGCAGGUUUGAAUGAGUAAAUGUUGUACAAAUAUUCACUAAUGGGCAAACUAUUCCUUUAACAGAGAGCAAUAAUUGCUUGUUCCAUGAGUGAAGCUGCCUUUUCACGACUGUCGCAUUUUUGCCCCCUAGUUGUAGUUGCAGUGAACUUUCAAUUUGCUCGCAAUAGAUUGGAUUCGUUGCAAGAAGUCACUUGCGAAUUGCGUCAGAGCACGCAGUCCUUUUGAGACAUAUAAAACAUUUUAUAAUUAAAAGGAAGCUUUUAAGAAAGGUCGUAAGGUUUUUGGUUUUCUGAGUUUGUUGACAUUCGGCUACUGUGGGAUUUUGUUAAGCAGAUGGAUAAAUUCGAUUAAAUUCAUGAUUAAUCACUCUGUAUUUCUUAUUGUUGUUAUUAUUAUUACUACUGUUUUUAUAGAUGUAAAUAAUUCAAAAUGGGGAGUAGGC